This is a messenger RNA of Sclerotinia sclerotiorum 1980 UF-70, 2544 nucleotides long. RefSeq lists its product as hypothetical. Gene Ontology annotation, cellular component: transcription preinitiation complex; transcription factor TFIIH holo complex; nucleotide-excision repair factor 3 complex. Gene Ontology annotation, biological process: nucleotide-excision repair; transcription initiation at RNA polymerase II promoter. Gene Ontology annotation, molecular function: 3'-5' DNA helicase activity; ATP binding; hydrolase activity. The transcript has 2 exons. Bases 1 to 2544 code for a protein of 847 amino acids. NCBI's taxonomy places the organism in Eukaryota, Fungi, Ascomycota, Leotiomycetes, Helotiales, Sclerotiniaceae. The record is from RefSeq and is a predicted model, not a curated record.
AUGCCUCUAAAGAGGAAAGCCGCAUCAAGUGUGCGAGGUGCUACCAAAUCGAACAAAGACUCAGCUGCCUCUACACCGGGGCCUGCGACGCCUCGCAGUAAUUUUAGCAGUGGUGAAAGUGAUGAUGAAUAUCAAGAUGGCACCAUCGAUGAACUUGAACGACAAGGUCUAGAAGCAACAGAGGACGAGAAAGCAAAUAUUAACAACACAAUCAACAAAUUCUCGGCGGAAAGUUAUCAGGCCAAAAAGAGUUCCAAAUGGACUAGGGAUUCUGCCAGUCACCAUUUUGGCAACAACGACUUUUCAUACUUAUCACUGAAACCCGAUCACGCAAAUCGUCCAUUAUGGAUAGACCCCCAGAAGGCGCGCAUUAUACUAGAAAGUUUCUCUCCACUAGCGUCACAUGCUCAAGAUUUCUUGACUACAAUAGCAGAGCCCAAGUCACGGCCGAGUUUCCUACACGAAUAUGCUUUGACACCUCAUAGUUUGUACGCCGCUGUGUCGGUCGGCUUGGACCCAAAAGACAUCAUCAAUGUUCUCGAUAGACUUUCAAAGAUGCCCAUACCUGAUAAUGUUAGAGCUUUCAUAGUCAACUGUACUCAAAGCUAUGGUAAAGUCAAAUUGGUCCUUAAAAAUACAAAACAUUUUGUCGAAAGUUCAGAUCCCGAGUUGCUACAACGUCUUCUAAAAGAUCCAGUAAUAGGUCCGCUUAGGGUCCAAGGAACGACAGAAAUUACUACCACUAUAGCCCCUAGCAUGGGUGGGUUGGUCAUUCCGGGAACGACAAAUGCAGCUGGAGUUCAGCAAGCUGGGGACACGCGCCAGAGUGCAGCGGAUAGACAACCAGAUGGACAAGAUCCUACACAGGAAGACAUUUAUGCAAAGCUUAAUGAAGAGGACGACGAUGAGGACGAAGAAGAUGCGGUGCAUACUUUUGAGAUUGCCGAUGACGGCGUAGAAGCUACACAAAAACGAUGCCUAGAGCUUGGAUUACCUGUGCUCGAAGAAUAUGAUUUUCGUAAUGAUGAAGCAAAUCCAAAUCUCGAGAUUGAUCUGAGGCCAAGCGCUCAGAUCCGGCAUUAUCAGGAAAAGAGCUUGAGCAAGAUGUUUGGUAAUGGUCGAGCUAAGAGUGGUAUUAUCGUCUUACCUUGUGGUGCUGGAAAAACCUUAGUUGGUAUCACAGCGGCUUGCACAAUUAAGAAAGGUGUCAUCGUCCUCUGCACGAGUUCUAUGUCUGUUGUUCAGUGGCGACAGGAGUUUUUGAAAUGGUCUAAUAUCAAUCCCGCUGAUAUUGCAGUAUUUACUUCUGAUCACAAGGAGAAGUUCACGAGGAGUACUGGUAUCAUUGUAACGACUUAUUCUAUGGUCACGCAGACACGUGCACGAGCUUUUGAUGCUCAGAAGAUGAUGGAUUUCUUGACGAGCAGAGAAUGGGGGUUGAUGCUUCUAGAUGAGGUGCAUGUUGUGCCCGCUGCUAUUUUCAGAAAAGUCACAUCCUCAAUUAAAACCCACUCGAAAUUAGGUCUGACUGCCACACUACUUCGUGAGGAUGAUAAGAUCGAAGAUUUAAACUUUUUGAUCGGUCCAAAAUUGUACGAAGCCAAUUGGAUGGAACUCGCUGCGCAAGGUCAUAUUGCGAGAGUUCAAUGUGCAGAAGUCUGGUGCCCGAUGACGACUGAGUUUCAUUCGGAGUAUUUAAAAGCACCCAGUCGAAAGCAGGGCUUGAUAUCUACAAUGAAUCCUCGGAAGUUCCAGGCAUGUCAAUUUCUGAUAGAUUAUCAUGAGAAGCGUGGCGAUAAAAUUAUUGUGUUUUCUGACAACGUCUUCGCCUUGCACGUCUAUGCUUCAAAAUUGAACAAAGUUUUCAUUUAUGGUGGCACAGCUCAGGCCGAGCGUAUUCGAAUUCUUGAGAAUUUCCAACACAACCCUGACAUCAACACACUCUUCCUUUCAAAGAUCGGUGACACUUCUCUCGAUUUACCCGAAGCAACUUGCCUUAUCCAAAUAUCUUCUCACUUUGGUUCUCGUCGACAAGAAGCUCAAAGAUUGGGCAGAAUUCUGAGGGCGAAACGCAGAAACGAUGAAGGUUUUAAUGCAUUCUUUUAUUCUCUAGUCUCCAAAGAUACUAAAGAAAUGUACUAUUCUUCAAAACGUCAAGCAUUCCUUGUUGAUCAGGGUUAUGCCUUCAAGGCCAUUACCCAUCUCCAAGGCAUUGAGGAUCUUCCUGGCCUUGCAUUCAACACACCCCAAGACCGAAGAGAGCUUUUGCAGAAUGUGAUGCUCCACAAUAUGGACGAGGAGCGAUUUCAGGAAGAUCUAAGAGACGAUUUAUUUCAUCGAAAUGAUGGUAAACCAAGACCUAAAAAGAAGUCUAACGUAAGAAGGACCGCAGGUAAACUUGCUGAUCUAGCUGGUGGGCAAGACAUGGCGUAUAUUGAGCAGAACAGAAGCAGAAAUAAGGACCUUAAGAAGAACAAGGGGGAAAGUUCUGCUUUCUUCAAAAAAAUGGAGAGAGAGCGGCAGAAGAGAAAACUUGCGGACUAG